Gorilla gorilla gorilla (western lowland gorilla) is the source of this 1397-nucleotide messenger RNA. It is a transcript of the gene KLK10, whose product is annotated as kallikrein related peptidase 10. Gene Ontology annotation, cellular component: secretory granule. Gene Ontology annotation, biological process: proteolysis. The transcript has 6 exons. Bases 108 to 938 code for a protein of 276 amino acids. NCBI's taxonomy places the organism in Eukaryota, Metazoa, Chordata, Mammalia, Primates, Hominidae. The record is from RefSeq and is a predicted model, not a curated record. Gene Ontology annotation, molecular function: serine-type endopeptidase activity.
GCGCGGCGUGGCUGCAGCCAGGGUAGCUGGGGCGCGGAGAGCGCUCCACUCGGGCACAGGGAGGACCGGAAGAUGCCGCGAGGGGCGUCUUUAGGCAGAUCCUGGCCAUGAGAGCUCCGCACCUCCACCUCUCCGCCGCCUCUGGCGCCCGGGCUCUGGCGAAGCUGCUGCCGCUGCUGAUGGCGCAACUCUGGGCCGCAGAGGCGGCGCUGCUCCCCCAAAACGACACGCGCUUGGACCCCGAAGCCUAUGGCGCCCCGUGCGCGCGCGGCUCGCAGCCCUGGCAGGUCUCGCUCUUCAACGGCCUCUCGUUCCACUGCGCGGGUGUCCUGGUGGACCAGAGUUGGGUGCUGACGGCCGCGCACUGCGGAAACAAGCCACUGUGGGCUCGAGUAGGGGAUGACCACCUGCUGCUUCUUCAGGGCGAGCAGCUCCGCCGGACCACUCGCUCUGUUGUCCAUCCCAAGUACCACCAGGGCUCAGGCCCCAUCCUGCCAAGGCGAACGGAUGAGCACGAUCUCAUGUUGCUGAAGCUGGCCAGGCCCGUAGUGCUGGGGCCCCGCGUCCGGGCCCUGCAGCUUCCCUACCGCUGUGCUCAGCCCGGAGACCAGUGCCAGGUUGCCGGCUGGGGCACCACGGCCGCCCGGAGAGUGAAGUACAACAAGGGCCUGACCUGCUCCAGCGUCACUAUCCUGAGCCCUAAAGAGUGUGAGGUCUUCUACCCUGGUGUGGUCACCAACAACAUGAUAUGUGCUGGACUGGACCGGGGCCAGGACCCUUGCCAGAGUGACUCUGGAGGCCCCCUGGUCUGUGACGAGACCCUCCAAGGCAUCCUCUCGUGGGGUGUUUACCCCUGUGGCUCUGCCCAGCAUCCAGCUGUCUACACCCAGAUCUGCAAAUACAUGUCCUGGAUCAAUAAAGUCAUACGCUCCAACUGAUCCAGAUGCUACGCUCCAGCUGAUCCAGAUGUUAUGCUCCUGCUGAUCCAGAUGCCCAGAGGCUCCAUCGUCCAUCCUCUUCCUCCCCAGUCAGCUGAGCUCUCCCCUUGUCUGCACUGUUCAAACCUCUGCCGCUGUCCACACCUCUAAACAUCUCCCCUCUCACCUCAUUCCCCCACCUAUCCCCAUUGUCUGCCUGUACUGAAGCUGAAAUGCAGGAAGUGGUGGCAAAGGUUUAUUCCAGAGAAGCGAGGAAGCCGGUCAUCGCCCAGCCUCUGAGAGCAGUUACUGGGGUCACCCAACCUGACUUCCUCUGCCACUCCCCGCUGUGUGACUUUGGGCAAGCCAAGUGCCCUCUCUGAACCUGUUUCCUCAUCUGCAAAAUGGGAACAAUGACGUGCCUACCUCUUAGACAUGUUGUGAGGAGACUAUGAUAUAACAUGUGUAUGUAAAUCUUCA